Suricata suricatta (meerkat) is the source of this 867-nucleotide messenger RNA. RefSeq names its product olfactory receptor 4P4-like. The record is from RefSeq and is a predicted model, not a curated record. Bases 1 to 867 code for a protein of 288 amino acids. Gene Ontology annotation, molecular function: olfactory receptor activity; G protein-coupled receptor activity. The transcript has 3 exons. Gene Ontology annotation, biological process: G protein-coupled receptor signaling pathway. Gene Ontology annotation, cellular component: membrane. Lineage: Eukaryota; Metazoa; Chordata; Mammalia; Carnivora; Herpestidae.
AUGUACAGAGAAUAUAUAGUGACUGCAAAGCCAGCCUCAGAUGAGUCUGUUGAAGCUAAUGCCGCCUACAAAAGCAGCCCACUAAUUGAUCAACCCAUGUAUUUCUUCCUUAAUAACCUUGCACUCUCAGAUCUGUGUUAUACCUCAACAGUGACACCUAAGCUAGUCACCGACUUGCUGGCAGAAAGUAACAUGAUUUCUUAUACAAGCUGUAUGGCACAGCUUUUUGUCAUGCAUUUCUUUGGGGGGAUUGAAAUCCUUAUCCUUACAGGGAUGGCCUAUGACCGCUAUGUGGCCAUCUGCAAGCCCCUGCGCUAUACCAUCAUCAUGAACAGGCAGAUGUGCUGUACCAUAGUCAUUGCUAGCUGUACUGGGGCAUUUCUGCAUUCUUUUUUCCAGUGUCUCCUUACCAUCAAUUUACCUUUCUGUGGCCCCAAUGAAAUAGAUCACUACUUCUGUGAUGUGUAUCCUUUGCUGAAACUGGCCUGCACCGACACCUACAGAGUCGGGAUCCUAGUGGUUGCCAAUUCAGGCAUGAUGGGCUUGGUGACCUUCGUGGUCUUGGUGCUAUCUUACUUAUUGAUAUUAUACACCAUCAGGGCUUACCCUGCAGAGAGCCGCACCAAAGCUCUGUCCACCUGUAGUUCCCACAUCACAGUUGUUGUUCUGUUCUUUGUGCCCGUUCUCUUCAUUUACAUUAGACCAGCCAAAACUUUCCCAGAAGAUAAGGUGUUUGCUCUCUUCUACACCAUCAUUGCCCCCAUGUUCAACCCUCUGAUUUACACAUUCAGAAACAUGGAGAUGAAGAAUGCCUUGAGGAAAGUGUGGUGCCAGAAACUAUGUUUCAUUGGAAGGCAAAUCAUCUGA